Cylicocyclus nassatus is the source of this 2726-nucleotide messenger RNA. The record is from the annotation of a GenBank genome assembly. Lineage: Eukaryota; Metazoa; Nematoda; Chromadorea; Rhabditida; Strongylidae.
AUGGCGCAGUCGCAACGGCUUCUCAACCAGUGCGUCUCCUCUGACACCUCGAUGAAAUACCAUAUAGUGCUUAUCGCUUUCAUUGCAGUGACAUGGACGGUAGCACUGGCUCAAGAUGAUUCGAAUGAAGUGAAGGCUAGCCCUGAAGACGACAAGAGCGUAAUAAGCGAUGAAGAAGAUGACAGUACGACCAAAAGUGGCGAAGUAACCGCAGAAAGGGGCCCACCAUCUGCUGAACAAACUGAGGAAGAGAAAAAAACCGAAGGGAAAAGCCCUGGAAUGAAAUCGGACGAUUCAGCUGCAGAGGAUAAAACGGAGGAGAAGUCGUCAGAUACAGAAGAAGUUUUUGAUAAACAUGGAAGAAGAUGUAUGGAUAGACACGAUCUGUGUAAGUUCUGGUCAUCUAUAGGAGAAUGUCAGACGAACAAGGAUUGGAUGGAAGAUCAUUGUCCAGUGUCGUGCUCAAUCUCAAAAAAAGGGGAACUUACGCUGGAUAGAACUAUGGCAUGUAUAGAUCGUCAUCGUCUAUGCAAUUUCUGGUCAGCGAUCAAGGAAUGCGAGACGAACGCGGUUUGGAUGUUGUCCAACUGUCCGAAAGCAUGCAAAGCUUGCAAGGGAAAGCCUAUUGGUCCAUCCGGUGGCUCGCGGAAGGACGGUGGAUUUCGUAUUGAGGACUGCACUUUUGUUACUACUCAUGAAGACACAUCCCAUCGUAAAACUCUUUCAAUAAAUGACGUAAGGAACAGCAACGCAAAUUUCAACUGCGCUCCAACCCAAAUGGCACCAAACUGCAACCGAAACCUGUGCUAUCACCUCAAGUUCCGAACGUUUGACGGCACUUGCAACAAUCUGGAUAAACCGAUGAGCGGUUCAGCGUUUAGCGCUCUUAUGCGACUAAAAACGCCACAGUACGACAACGGUCUGAAUGCACCAACAUCGUCGUUUUCGCGUACUCGGCCGUCGUCGCGCGAUGCGUCACGUCUUCUUCUGUCGUCGCCGUCGCAGAUCCCACAUCACUCGAAUGCGCUUCUGAUGCAAUGGGGACAGUUCACUGCACACGAUAUUUCCAAAACGACCAUGUUGAAUAAUCAGGAAUGUGCCGCUUGCACUUCGAAUAAGGGCAGAUGCUUCUCAGUCUUCCUGUCAAGAGCUGAUCCCACGUUCGGUCGCUUCAUGUGCCUACCGGUAGCUCGUUCCACGCCAGUUUGUGGAACUGGUACAAGCACAUUCCGUGAACAGUACAACGAGAACACUGCUUUCAUCGAUGGGUCACAGAUCUACGGCAGCAGUGAUAGGGACCAAUUCCUUUUCCGACAAGGCGCUUUCUUGAAGACGAAGCUGGUGAAGAAUAGAGUAUUUCCUCCCAUUGACACCAAUAUGAACGUCGUUGCUGGUGAUGAUAGAGCAAAUAUUUUCGUUGGACUAGCUGCUCUACAUACAUUGUUCCUGAGAGAGCACAACAAGAUUGCCGCUACACUCCAACGAGUGAACAGCCACUGGGAUCAAGAGCGAGUCUUCCACGAGACUAGGAAGCUCAUCGGUGCCAUUCUGCAGAAAAUUACUUAUUAUGAAUACUUACCUCGAGUCCUGGGCGAUGCUUAUACUCGUCGUAUUGGCGAAUAUCGUGGCUACGAUAAUAGGGUGGAUCCAUCAGUAGCAAACGAAUUCACUAGCUGUGCUUUCCGCUUCGGGCAUGGCAUGAUUCAGGAGUUCUAUCCAUUCCUAAAUGAGGAAUUCAAAAGCGUUGGUGGAAUCCCAUUUAAUGAUGGCAUGUUCAAGAGUAUACAUAUUCUUAAUAAUGGUAUAGAUCCUCUCUUGAGAGGUUUCCUUACCCUUCCAGCAAAGAUGCCCCAACGAUUGAGCCCAGCCGUUACGGAAAAGAUUUUCGGAAAUUCUGACUUGGGAUCAAUCAACAUCCAAAGAGGAAGAGACCACGGCGUUCCCGCAUUCAUUCAAUGGCGAUCAUUCUGCGGUUUGCCCGAAGUUAGGGACUUCGACGACCUCAACAAGACUAUUUCAAACAAAGUGGUCGUAGAAAAUCUGCGAGUCAUCUACAAACAUGUUGGUGCUAUUGAUAUGUACGUCGGCUCAUUGUUGGAAGAUCCCUUGCCCAGUUCGUUGGUUGGACCAACAUUAGCAUGUAUUAUUGGAGAACAAUUCAAGCGGACUAGAGACGGUGACAGGCUCUACUUCGAGAAUCCGAAGGUAUUUACGCCAGAACAGGUAAUACAAAUCCGAAAAGUGACGAUAGCACGAAUACUGUGCGAUGCUGGGGAACACUUCGCUUUCGUACCGCGACGAGCAUUCGACGUAUUCAGACCAACCAAAGAUGAACAUAAUCUGGCGAGAUGCGAUGAGAUCCCAGAUAUUGACUACAAAGCAUGGAAGGAAGAUAUAGGAGCUUAAAUCAUCUCAUGUAUUCACAUUCUUCAUGCGACAUCGUCGUCGAUCCUCGCCGUUCUAGUCAGCGUCCCACCCCUCUAUCUCAAUAGUGAUCAUUAGCAUAGUGUACCAGAAGUCUACGUAUCUGUACAUUGAUUUAUUGUUAUGUUUGUAUUAUCUGUGUCUUUCUUGCCAUCUGCCUUUCCCAAGCCUUUCACUUCGUUAGAGGCGUACCCCAAACGAGCUUUUCAAACGCCUUUUCCAUGUAAAUCCUCAUCAGAUACAGGUGCUUACAGUAUCGUCAUGAAAAAAUGUUCAAAGAGAAUAAAAGUUUGAAGAGACAA